UGUCCGGCUCUGGCUGCGGCGGUCCGACUGCGAGAGCGGCGGCUGCGGCGGCGGCGGCGCGGGGCUUCUGUGAGCGUCGCUUGGCCGAGACCAUGGCUGGAGGCAAAGCUGGAAAAGACAGUGGGAAGGCCAAGGCUAAGGCAGUGUCUCGUUCACAGAGAGCUGGGCUCCAGUUUCCUGUGGGCCGCAUCCACAGACACUUGAAGACCCGCACCACAAGCCAUGGACGGGUGGGCGCUACUGCUGCUGUGUACAGUGCUGCAAUUCUGGAGUACCUCACAGCUGAGGUGUUGGAGUUGGCGGGUAAUGCUUCUAAAGAUCUCAAAGUGAAGCGCAUCACCCCACGUCACUUACAGCUUGCAAUCCGAGGUGAUGAAGAGCUGGAUUCACUUAUCAAGGCUACCAUAGCCGGGGGCGGUGUGAUCCCGCACAUCCACAAGUCUCUGAUCGGAAAGAAGGGGCAGCAGAAAACUGCUUAGGACGUGAGUCACUGACCUGCUCUCCUCACUGUCUGUACUUGGGGCAGAGGGUACCAGUGCACUGUGUGGAAAAGCAUAGACAAUUGCUGUAGACAAGAUAAAAGACACAUUUGUAUGUUUUUAGACUCUCGAAGUUUGAUAAGUCCCUUUCCCUGUGGUCACAGUCAUGUGUUGAUUGGCCAGGUUUCUCCCUUGUGUUUUAUACAAAAAUAGAAUUGAUAAAACAUUUUUUACAAAAGUAA
Grammomys surdaster is the source of this 721-nucleotide messenger RNA. Its product is annotated as histone H2A.V. The transcript has 5 exons. Gene Ontology annotation, cellular component: nucleosome. Bases 93 to 479 code for a protein of 128 amino acids. NCBI's taxonomy places the organism in Eukaryota, Metazoa, Chordata, Mammalia, Rodentia, Muridae. The record is from RefSeq and is a predicted model, not a curated record. Gene Ontology annotation, molecular function: structural constituent of chromatin; protein heterodimerization activity; DNA binding.